AUGAUAUGGCAUACGUUUAUUGAUAAUAUUUUUGCUAAAUUUAAAAAACUACUUGAUCCCUACAAUGAGUCGCAUUUGGGUUUUAAUGGCAUAACUGUUGAUUAUAUUGAAGCUAAAAUUAGAUCCAAAAAUUCACGUCCAAAUACUUUAUUGACUUAUUGGCAAAAAUCUGAUGUUGAUUUAGCUGCUGGUUUAGAUUUUGGACCAAAUGGUAAUCUUUAUGCUUCAUUUGUGCAUCUGCAACACGCACCGUUCGACUACACAUUCAAUGUAACCAACGCUACUGGUAGUAAAAAGAAGGGCACAUGCCGCAUAUUUAUUUGCCCAAAAGUAGAUGAACGUGGUACACCUUUGAAAUUGGAAGACCAACGUUUAUUGGCUAUUGAAAUGGAUAAAUUCACAGUUGAUUUACAAGCUGGUGAAAAUACUAUACGCCGUCGUUCGGAUCAAUCAUCGGUAACCAUACCAUUUGAGCGCUCAUUCCGGCGUAUAGGUGAACAAUAUCAACCGAAAGCUGCAGAUGAAUUGGCAAAAUUCCGUUUUUGUGGUUGUGGUUGGCCACAACAUUUGUUAUUGCCUAAGGGUAGAGCUGAAGGUAUGAUGUUUGAUUUAUUCGUCAUGAUUUCAGACUACGAAGGUGAUAAAGUUGAAGAAACUAAUACAAGUCCUGAUGUAUGUGGUGAUGCUUAUUCAUUCUGUGGUUUAAAAGACAAAAAGUAUCCAGACAGACGUACCAUGGGCUAUCCUUUCGAUCGACGCUUACCUGGUGAUAAUCUGACUGCAUUAGUCGGAUCAUUCCCAAAUAUGAAAAAAACUGAUAUCAAUAUUAUUUACAAUGACCGGGUAGUUGAGAAGAUGUAGACAUGCUAAAAAUAAUUAUGAUACUGAAAUUGGCCUUUGACGUUUCAAAAAUGAAUAUAUUAUACUAACAAUUUUUUAUAUAACCUUUUAUUCAAUUUAAUUUCAUUUUAA
Molecule: messenger RNA, 972 nt
Organism: Teleopsis dalmanni
Lineage: Eukaryota; Metazoa; Arthropoda; Insecta; Diptera; Diopsidae
Product: phenoloxidase subunit 1-like
Exons: 4
Coding region: 1-861 (286 amino acids)
Source: RefSeq, a predicted model, not a curated record